Molecule: messenger RNA, 903 nt
Organism: Rotaria socialis
Lineage: Eukaryota; Metazoa; Rotifera; Eurotatoria; Philodinida; Philodinidae
Source: the annotation of a GenBank genome assembly
AUGCUUUCCUACUUUCGAUUAUUUCUUAUAAAUUCUAAUAAAGAAAAAAGAUUACCAAAUUUAAUAAGAAAUUCAACAAGUGAUGCCACUCAUCUUGAUCCGUGUACAGGUUGUGAAAUGCCUUGUAGAAAACAUGUUUCUUAUCCACAAGAAAUACUUAAAAAGAUUGAUCAAACUAAUAUGAGUAAUUCAGUUGAAAAACAUCAUCGUCAUUUAUGUAUUGGUCAAUCAAUUCAACCAUCGCAAUGGCCAAAAGAUGUUAAAGAUUUACAAGGAAAUUAUAUUAAAGAAUUAAAUAAAGUUCUACUAGAAAAUAAAGAUGCUAUUGGCUAUCCAAUUAAAUUAACAUCAGCAUCGAUAGAUUCAAAAAUUCAUUCAGAACAAACAGCUGACUGGUAUUUAUUUCCAGAUCAAAUUAAACUAAAAAAUGUUCAUGUAAAUCAAAUAAAAGAUUUGGUUCAAAAAAUAUUUGUUAACGAUCAAUCGAUUGUUAAAAUAAAAGAUAAAACAAAAUCUAUUGAAGAACAACUCCAACAAAAUUCGGAUUUAUCUGUUUCUUAUGAUAAUAUUAAAUUUGAAAGGCUACAUGGCCUGUGGAUACUUGUUUGUUGUCAUUAUCAACGUGAUCAACGAUGCGGUGUCAUUGGACCAAUUUUAGUUGGCGAAAUAGAAAAAUUUGUUCGUGCAACAAAUCGCACUGAUGAUGUUACUUGCUUGAAAAUAAGUCAUGUCGGCGGGCAUAAAUUUGCUGGCAAUGUAAUUAUUUAUCCAUCGGGUGUAUGGUACGGUCGAGUGUUGACAUGUCAUAUUCCACUAAUAAUUAAUGCUUAUGCAUCAUCGUCAAGCGAUUUAAAAGACAAAUUAAAGCCUCUUUUGCGUGGACAUUUACAAACUGUAUCGUAG